Populus euphratica (Euphrates poplar) is the source of this 1620-nucleotide messenger RNA. RefSeq names its product probable protein phosphatase 2C 60. Lineage: Eukaryota; Viridiplantae; Streptophyta; Magnoliopsida; Malpighiales; Salicaceae. The record is from RefSeq and is a predicted model, not a curated record. The transcript has 12 exons. Bases 232 to 1311 code for a protein of 359 amino acids. Gene Ontology annotation, biological process: protein dephosphorylation. Gene Ontology annotation, molecular function: protein serine/threonine phosphatase activity; cation binding.
GGGUUUCAACUAUCUCCACGAGACAAUUUAAAGGCGCGUGCCAGCGAUCCAGUGAAGCACAAAAAAAAAAACCAUAAACCAGGCAUUCCGUACCUCCCUGAUCUGUCUGUAAUAAGAGCUCAUAGGCGAGCAUCAAUCAUCACAUAACAAAACGAAGCCUUUUAUGAUUGUUUCUUCCAUUUUCACUCUGUUUCUCUGCCAUUCCAUCUUGUCAAAUUCUUCCAGCAAGAAAUGGGGGUAUAUUUGAGCUCCCCUAAAACUGACAAGGCUUCGCAAGAUGGUGAGAAUGAUAGACUUCGAUAUGGUUUGUCCUCCAUGCAAGGCUGGCGUACAACCAUGGAAGAUGCCCAUGCAGCUUAUCCAGAUUUGGACAUUUCCACAUCUUUCUUUGGUGUUUAUGACGGUCAUGGAGGUCAAGCAGUGGCUAAAUUCUGUGCUAGAUAUCUUCACGAGCAAGUGCUCAGGCAGGAAAGUUAUCUGUCUGGUGAUAUAGGCACUUCUUUACAGAAAGCUUUCCUCAGAAUGGAUGAGAUGAUGUGUGGGCAGAGGGGAUGGAGAGAACUAGCUAGCUUGGGUGAUAACAUAGAAAAGGUUUCUGGUAUGAUAGAAGGAUUGAUAUGGUCGCCUAGAAGAGGUCAAGUCAAUGGAUGCUUGGAUGAUUGGCCUUCUGAGGAGGGGCCUCAUUCUAGCUUUCAUGGACCGACUUCUGGAAGCACUGCGUGUGUUGCAAUUAUUCGAAACAACCAACUUUUUGUUGCAAAUGCUGGUGAUUCUCGUUGUGUUAUAUCCAGGAAGGGUCAGGCAUAUGAUAUGUCUCAAGAUCACAAGCCUGACCUUGUGGCUGAGAGAGAAAGGAUUGUGAAUGCCGGUGGCUUUAUUGUAGUUGGACGUGUUAACGGAACUUUAAACCUGUCUAGGGCAAUCGGAGAUGCAGAGUUGAAGCAGAACAAAAAACUGCCUGCCGAGCAGCAAAUUGUAACUGCUAAUCCAGACAUAAGGACUGUUGAGCUCUGUGAUGAUGAUGAGUUUCUUGUUCUUGCUUGUGACGGAAUUUGGGAUUGCAUGUCAAGUCAACAGCUAGUGGACUAUGUGCGUGAACAGUUAAACACUGAAACUAAGCUUUCUGCAAUAUGCGGAAGAGUUUUUCACAGGUGUUUGGCUCCCGAUACUAAUGGUGGUGAGGGGUGCGACAACAUGACCAUGAUCUUGGUGCAAUUCAAGAAACCUGUUAAAUCUGGUCCUUCUGCAGAGCAGCAGCCACCAUCUUCUCAUCAAGAAAUGAAGGUUGACACAAGUAAUAUGGACAAGUGAAGGCUGAGACCAAAGAGAAAAGUUAGCAGAACAAUGGGCGACAAUUUUAACUACUAGGAGCUGAAUUGUUGUGAUUGUAAAAUGAUCGUUGAUUUAUUUUUUUUCACCUUGUUUUUUGAGUUGUGCAUUUUUUUUUUCUAUAGAAUUCUGGCUACUUAUAGGAAGAGCAGCGUACCAUGCACAGGAUGGAGCACAUAAUAUUAACAAUGUCAAUUAUCGAAACCAAUGAACCAAAAAUUAUGGAGAACGUGGACUGGCUCUGCUGUGAGUUGAUCUCUGUAUAGAUACUUUCCAGAUUUUCAUUUUCAA